Molecule: messenger RNA, 1404 nt
Organism: Symbiodinium sp. CCMP2592
Lineage: Eukaryota; Dinophyceae; Suessiales; Symbiodiniaceae
Source: the annotation of a GenBank genome assembly
AUGCGUCUCAACGAUUCGGGCACCGACGGCGCUCCGGCGGACACCGUCGCGGCGGUCGAUAUCCUCGUCCCGGGCGUCGGCGAACUCGUCGGCGGCUCGCAACGCGAGGAACGCCUCGAUGUCCUCGAUCAACGCAUCGACGAAAUGGGGCUGAUCAAAGACGACUACUGGUGGUACCGCGAUCUUCGUAAAUACGGCACCGUCCCCCACGCCGGGUACGGACUCGGUUUCGAGCGCCUGAUCCAGUUCUGCACAGGGAUGCAGAACAUCCGCGACGUGUUCGUGCAGACACUCGUAUGUGCAUGCAUUGUCUCAAUCGACCAAGCGUCGAUCCCAUCGCAGCGUGUGCAUGAGACGCUCAGUCUUAUGGAAGACGCUGUCCGUGCGGAUGAUAUCGGUGCGUUCAUGUCGCAGGUAAGCACCAAAGACCCUGUGCUCACGACGGAACUUAGGGCAUGGUUUGAGGAUAUGACGAUCAAUCCAGUCACCGAGUUCGAGAUCGAACCGAUGGAGGACCUCAUCGUCGGGAUCACGGACCAGGUCGCAAUGAUGCAGAUACGCAUGCACUGGACGCUCGAAUCCGACUCCAUCGCUCGCUCAAACGAGUUCAAUGCGCUGUUCGUCCCGAUGGGUGGUGAAGCGAGUGGCCCCUGGCUCUUCGCGGGAAGAGCGUGGGAGUUCAAGCACACAAGCGACGAAGGACUCCGCGUGAUGUCCUCCAGACAGCACCACGAACUCGCGAAGAACAUCGCUGAAGUGGUCCCGAGUAUUCAGAGCAAGAUCGAAGACGCGAUGGACUGCGAUGUGCAUCAUCCGCUGACGAUCAAGAUCUAUCCGGCGAUGCAGGAUUUGCAGUUCUCGAUCUCGAUGGGAUACCUCAAUCCAAUCGCAGGAUGGAAUGAGCCUGGAGAGUCCAUCAAAAUUCUCGGACGCGAAUCAACUUCCGUAGAAGACAUAUCGUCAUUGCUGUCGCAUGAGAUCGGUCAUGCUGUGAGCUUCGAGUUUGGUGAGCAGAUCAUCAACGCGCCGUGGUGGUCGCUCGAGGGGAUCGCGGAGCUCGUCGCGGAUGAGUACCGAUCAACCUCUCCAGAAGAACGCGAGCUUGCGAUCGCAAAGCAGAUCGCGCGAGGUGACCGACGCACAUGGGACCAACUCUCCGAUUUCAAAGGCGAAGCGCUCAAUCAUUCGAGCUAUGUCUACUCGCAAGGAUGGUCCAUGAUCCGCUACAUCACCAACCUCUACGGCCGCAACGCACGCAACAAAUGGUUCUCCGAAAUGGGUAAAGGUGUCAGCGUCGAGGAGGCAACGCAAUCCGCUUUGGGAUUGAGCUUUGAAGACCUUGAUCUCGCAUGGGAAGCAGAGAUGCUGUCGAUCGCACAGCAAGCAGUAUCAGAAUCGGAUUAA